AUGGACACCACUGACCUCAGCGCUAAGCGUCCUCGGACUGUCCAGCACCCAGCUGUGGAGGAGGCCGUCGCCUUCUGGGUCUUGCAGUGCCAGCACCGUGGGGUCGCUCUCACUGGAGAUCUCAUACGGGCCAAGGCUCAGACCUUUGCGGGAUCAAUGGGCGUCUCGGAGGAAAACAUCAGCUUUUCGCAUGGGUGGCUCCACAAAUUUCAGCAACGCCACAAACUGCGAGCUGUCCGCAUUCAUGGCGAGAGUGGCUCAGCAGAUAUGGGCGCUCUAGAGGAGGCUCUUCCACACCUCAAGGCCGUGGUUGCUGGUUAUGCGCCACGUGACGUGUACAACAUGGACGAAACUGGUUUGUUCUACAGUAUGACGCCCAACAAAACGAUCGCCCAGCAAGAGGUCGAAGGGUUUAAAAAAGACAAGACGCGCAUCACAGUUGCUCUCACGGCAAACGCUGAUGGAUCCGACAAACUCCCGCCGGUCUUCAUUGGACACGCCAAAAAGCCGCGGUGUUUUGAGCGCAAGACAGCUGAGCGACUGACCUUUCUCUACCGCAACAACAAGAAAGCCUGGAUGACUGGCAUAAUCUUCCAGGAAUGGCUGGGAGACGUCGACAAAAGUAUGAAGGUAAUUUGGGGCAUGCCUUGA
This is a messenger RNA of Peronospora matthiolae, 651 nucleotides long. The record is from the annotation of a GenBank genome assembly. Lineage: Eukaryota; Oomycota; Peronosporomycetes; Peronosporales; Peronosporaceae.